AUGAGUCUCUCCACCGAGCAUCCCCACCGCGUCCAGGCGAACGUCCUAUCGCAGACCUUCUGGGUAGACCCGGCGUACAACGUCACGAAAGGGCUCGGCCAGGGCGCGUACGGCUGUGUGGCUUCGGCCGUGCACCGUGCGUCGGGCGAGAGCAUCGCGAUUAAGCGCAUCUCGAACGUCUUUACGAAGCGCAUCCUGUCCAAGCGCGCGCUGCGCGAGAUCAAAUUGCUCCGCCACUUUCGCGGGCACAAGAACAUCACCUGCCUGUACGACCUGGAUAUUACGAAUCCCCAGGCGUUUAACGAGGUGUACCUCUACGAGGAGCUCAUGGAGGCCGACUUGCACGCCAUCAUCCGCUCGGGCCAGCCGCUGAGCGAUGCCCACUUCCAGUCGUUUAUCUACCAGACGCUCUGCGGCCUGAAGUACAUCCACAGCGCCAACGUCCUCCACCGCGACCUCAAGCCGGGCAACCUCCUGGUCAACGCCGACUGCGAGCUGAAGAUUUGCGACUUUGGCCUCUCGCGCGGCUUUGACGCAGAGGCGAACACGGUAGUGCCGGGCGCACAGGAGUUCAUGACCGAGUACGUCGCUACCCGCUGGUACCGCGCGCCGGAGAUUAUGCUUUCGCACCAGAACUACACCACAGCCAUCGACUUGUGGUCCGUCGGAUGCAUCCUCGCCGAGCUCCUGGGGCGCCGCCCGCUGUUCAAGGGCCGCGACUAUGUCGACCAACUCAACCAGAUCCUGUACUACCUCGGCACGCCGCCAGACGACAUGCUGGCGCGCAUCGCGAGCCCGCGUGCGCAGCAGUACAUCAAUUCGCUGCCAUUCAAGCCCCAAAUCCCGUUCGAGCAGCUAUACCCCGACGCCAACCCGCUCGCGCUGGAUUUGCUGCGCCGCCUCCUCGCGUUCGACCCGGCGGAGCGCAUCACCUGCGACGAGGCGCUCCGCCAUCCCUACCUUGCCGUCUGGCACGACCCCGCGGACGAGCCGACGUGCGGCGCCAAGUUUGACUUUUCCUUCGAGCAGAUCGACGACAUCGAGGGCAUGAAGAAACUCAUCCUCAACGAGGUCAUUUCGUUCCGCCGCGAAGUGCGCCUCCAGGCGCAGGCCCGCCAGCAAAUGCUCCGCGAGACGUCCGCGCAGGAGGUGCCGCCUGUGGUGCCGACCGCCGAGGCGAUCCCGCCGGAAGCCUCGCCGUACGAGCACACACCGCCGAGCGGGUCGCGCCGCCAGGACACGCUCCCGGUGCCGUCGCGCGCGGAAAUCGAGCGCUCGGCGCCGGAACAGUCGACGUACUCGAUCCUCGGCGAGUCGGUCUCGGCGCAGGGACAUCCAUGUGCCGAGCGCAACGAGAUGGUCGCCGAGAGCGACGUGAUGGAGGACCCGUACGAGUCGCUGAACCGCCAGAUCGGUGCGCACCCUGUACAGCAGUAUUAG
Molecule: messenger RNA, 1440 nt
Organism: Malassezia japonica
Lineage: Eukaryota; Fungi; Basidiomycota; Malasseziomycetes; Malasseziales; Malasseziaceae
Gene: tmk2
Product: mitogen-activated protein kinase
Exons: 3
Coding region: 1-1440 (479 amino acids)
Biological process (GO): protein phosphorylation; intracellular signal transduction
Cellular component (GO): nucleus; cytoplasm
Molecular function (GO): ATP binding; MAP kinase activity
Source: RefSeq, a predicted model, not a curated record